AUGUCAGAUCAUCCUCAAUUUAACGAUUCUUUAUCAACAACACAAUCGUCAAAAUCAACUUUAAGAGAAAAUAAUGAAGCUAAUCAACCACAAUCAAAUCAACUUUUCGAUGAAAUUAGAAAUAAUUUGGACAGUUUGAAUGUAUCUAGUGGAUCUUUAAGACCUUCCCAUCAUCAUACGUCUUCAUUCACUUCAUCAAUCUCUCAAUAUUCUGGCAAGGUGGUUAAUGAACCGGUCCAUUUGGCAGUCAACAUGGAAGAUGUUAAUAAGAAGAAUGAAGAGGUACAAGAAGGUGUAGAGAUUAGAAGAGGUCCUUCAUUGGUAAGGGCCGAUAGUUUGAGUCAUGUUGUGAUUGUGAAUAGAGCCGGAGAGGAAAUUAAAGAUGAAGAAGAUGAAAUUCCCUUGGGAGCUCUUGAAACAAUAAGGAGUGGUGAAAUCAAGAAUGAUACUCCUAAAUUACCAACUGAUCAAAGAUCUCAAAGAUCUGAUACUUCUAAUCAAGGACAAAAGACUUCUUAUACUCCAACAUCUCAAUAUUCUGAUGAAUUCCCUAGAACCGGAGCAUUGAAACCUGAUCAUUCUACCCAUACCAACAUUGAAGCACCAGUCCCACCACGGUCUAGUAGACGUCCUAUGAGUGGUAGUUUGCUCCCACAUGAAGAAGAAGUGCUUUCCAAGUUAUUGGAAGGCUCUGGGAUCGAUUCUAGAAAUGUCACGCCAAGGAAAAGAAAGAGUGGCCAUUCUAAAAAGAGAUCUUCUCUAAGUGUCACCGAUGGAUUGGAUGAAUUGAUGAGGAAUGCUAAUUUGAUGCAACAGGAACAACAAGAGCGUAAGCAACAAGAACGGGAGAAUGCCAAACAGGUGGCAAUUCCAAAAGAAGAUGUGACAAGCUCUGGUCCUCGAGCUUUCAGAUCCUCUUCUAGUUCUCUCAGAUCGAUUGAUAGUGGGAAUUUCAAAACCCCAAUCGAUGGGAACUUCCCUCCAGUUGGCUCAGGUCAUACUUCCUCUGCCAAUGAACCACUCCAUUCUGAAAUGUCUCAUGAUUCGUUCAUGACUGCUGAUUAUGGAGGAAGUGGUGCCAGUACCGAGUUGGUUGGGUUAGAGUCCCCUACCCCUGCUGGUACUGGUGGUGGAGUGUCAGCCAAUCCCCCCGCUGGCACUGGUGGAGUAUCGGCCAAUUCCCCCGGCUUAUCAUCAACCCCCACUCUCAAAAAAUCGCUGUUACCUCCACGUCCAACCCCUGAUAACCUCCGGAAGGCUAGAGAGGUGUCCCAACAAUAUCUGUUGAAGAGCCAAGAACUAGACGAUCAUGGACAGACUACACCUCACCACAGUCCAAGACCAGCCCAUCCACAAGCUCCUCCACAAGCUCUUCCACCAAUUCAACCCCAGCCUGCUGCUGCUACCCCUGGCUUGUAUUCCGAGUCUAGUGACCAUUUGUAUAGCACUCCCGGGUUGGCAUCCACCCCGGAGGUGGCACCACCAUUGGGUGGGUACCGAGCCCUUGAAACGCCGCCAGUUGGUGGUCGGAAGACUUUGGAGACUGUGGGCACCACUACACGUCACAGUGACAACUCCCUGGCUGCCGAUGACACUCUUCAAGGCACCUCUCAAACCCACGCUCUAUCAGAGGCGUCUCCUGAGGAAGACGAGUACUAUGACAUCGAGCCACCAGUGGUGACCAAGCCAGCACGAGCCAAGUCAGUGAAACAGUCCACCACCUCGGCAGCACCACAACAACAGACGAAACGGAAGUCCAAGACUACAAAGAAGAAGUCGUCCUCGUCGAGACACGCCACCUCGGGACUGCUCAAGCCAUUCUCGUACCAGACAUUGAUCAGUCUCUUGGAGAGCACCAACGGGACGGUGAUCGGAGAAGAGUUCAGCCAAUUGGACUUGCCUGCAAAGGAGAAACAACUCAUUGAGAAGAUUGUCGAUGCUCUCUCGAGAUUGAGUGCCGAUAUGGUUCUUGACAAGGAUCGGUAUGAAGUGGGGAUUUCCCGAAUGGAGAAUGCACUCAGAGUCUUGGAAGGAUUUUUAUAA
[Candida] anglica is the source of this 2043-nucleotide messenger RNA. Lineage: Eukaryota; Fungi; Ascomycota; Pichiomycetes; Serinales; Debaryomycetaceae. The record is from the annotation of a GenBank genome assembly.